This is a messenger RNA of Plasmodium cynomolgi strain B, 931 nucleotides long. RefSeq lists its product as hypothetical. The record is from RefSeq and is a predicted model, not a curated record. The transcript is spliced from 4 exons. Bases 2 to 604 code for a protein of 200 amino acids. Lineage: Eukaryota; Apicomplexa; Aconoidasida; Haemosporida; Plasmodiidae.
AAUGAACAAAAAUUGUCUUACCUCUGUUUGUAAUGUGUGCCCUUUGUUUACUGGUGUAAUUAGCGCCCACCCGUCAUUUUAUUCACCACAGUUACGUCCCGUUUCGUAUCCUUUUAUUCAUUUUAUCUUUGGCCAAUUUUUUGUUAGCCAUCCGUCUACCCUUCCCCCCACUUGCGUACCAGCAUUUACGGCUUCCAAAAAAAUGAAUAAAGUGCAGUUCCUUUUUCUGCUUUCGCUCAUUUCGCUAUUCUGGAAAGGUGCAGACAUAAAAUGCUCAGCCCCCACAGGGGCUGCUCCUGAAGGCCCCAGUUUCGCCCAAACGAAGGCCCAAAGCGCGGAAAAAAAUAUGCCCGAUUUGUUCAGCUUAUUUUCCGCAAAACCGAAAUCAGCGCAGCCAAUGUUUAACUUUUUCUUGGAGGAAAAUCGAAAUUUAUGGCUACAUCGCACGAAGAACAAUGAAGCGAACAGAAAUACGCGAAGACGCUUUGCUGACUUUCAAGAACUCAGACAGAACGACUUAUCGCGGUUUCACGAAUUGAUGGGCAUCCAGAAUGAGCAAAUGAAUAUGAUGAAAAAUGCCUUGCUGUCCAUGGAGGAGGUGUAAAAAGUUUGGAAAAAUGUGAACCAGUUGUCACCAUGCAAAUGGCAAUUCUCCAUUUAGGCGUUUUCUUUUUCGUGUGUAAAUAUUUUCUAUCGGCUGUCGAUCCUUCCGUUGCGUUUCCUUUUUACAAUUUUUUUUUCUCAUUUGUCGUUAAGGACUUGUUAUGCAGCGGUUAUGCAGUGGUUAAGCUUUACUUAGUUUGUGUGUCCCUUUGGGGAUAACGCUGCCUUUAAAACGAAGUGCCGUAAUUUGCGACGCAAGAACAGGCGUUACCGCGCAGGGGCGCAUACGCAUAUGCAUUCAUAUAAGUAGUACAUUUUUUUUUUCCCC